This is a messenger RNA of Metopolophium dirhodum (rose-grain aphid), 7942 nucleotides long. Its product is annotated as trithorax group protein osa-like. Gene Ontology annotation, cellular component: brahma complex; nBAF complex; SWI/SNF complex. Gene Ontology annotation, biological process: regulation of transcription by RNA polymerase II; chromatin remodeling; positive regulation of DNA-templated transcription. Lineage: Eukaryota; Metazoa; Arthropoda; Insecta; Hemiptera; Aphididae. Gene Ontology annotation, molecular function: nucleosome binding; DNA binding. Bases 773 to 6913 code for a protein of 2046 amino acids. The transcript has 18 exons. The record is from RefSeq and is a predicted model, not a curated record.
CACCCGUUACAGAGUGGCCACGGGACGCGCGCGUGAAGCCGGGCCGAGAGUACACACUGUAGGCCGCCGUACAUUUUUGUUCCGUUCAGAGUCUACGGGAGAUAAUCGGUGAGUGUGCGCGGCGUAUUACUCGACCGAAAUUUAUUGGAAAAAGGGUAUUGCAUAUACACACACGGGCACGUAUGAUUUUCUAGUGUUGUUAUUAUUUUUCGUAUACGAAUUGUGAGUGUUGUGCGCGGUCUGCCGUGUUCGUGUACGCGUUUGUCGUUUUGCCGUGCGUUGCGAUAAUAUUUUCCUCGUCCGCUCAACGUACCGCGGCCGAAUCGAAUUACUGUAGAUUUCGUUUUCUCCGUUCGUGGCGUCCGUGUGCCGCCGCCGAUACCCCGGGAUAGGAUAUUCGUCCGAGAGGUGCGUCGUAACCUUUUGCCGUCCUAACCUCGUUUCGCGUUUCUCGCCCGCCGUUUGUCGUCGUCGUCGUCGUUGUGGUCGUCGUCGUUCGUUUCCCGUUAAAGAACCGCCGCCGCGCACACGCAGUGCCAACGAACGGGCCAUGUCCGAUGCCGGUGCGGACACCGACGUGCACGGCUGCAGCGGACACGUCGAGUGGUAAUUAUGUACGCUGCGCCAUUGCUAUGCUUAAUAUUCGGUUUGCCGAGUGCGAACGGCGCGGGCAUAACGUAGCUGACUCGUGUUACUAUGUACUACGCUGUCGUUGACGGGUGGCGGCGGCGGGGUGUUGGCAAACGUUCUGCUGCCUGUAACGUCGUCUAACAUGGCUGCUACGCACGCGGAAAACCAGCCGGGCGGCGACGUGAACAAUCGUGACCAAGAUAGGCCGCUGGAUGUGCCCGGUUUCCAGAACGGCAGCCACGAGCGCAGGGCGCCAAUGAGCGGCAGCAGCCUGCUGGCGCCUGAAUCGCCAAAAGGUAAGCAGCAGCAGGUGCCGACCAACCACCACAACUACGACGGUAUGAGCAGUGGAAACGGUGGUGGACCGCUGUACGGCCGGCCGGAGCAUGGUGAUCAGCCGACCGGUGACAGUGACAUGCCAAAAACAAACAAUUUCGAACAAACGCCGCCCGACAAGGAUGGCUAUCCGCCGCCUCCUCCCGGUGGCUAUCGUAACAGUUUUGGUCACCAUCAACCACCCUCUGAUCAGCACCAUGCCAAUAGCAAUGCCGAGCCCAACAGUUUUGGCCAGUUCAGGCAUGCUUACCCUAAACCGAUGAUGCGGGUGCCGGGACCUCCAGGAGCUAUGUUUCCCCAGCGACAAUACUUGUCUGGCCAGAGUAUAUCUCAACCGACUGGACCUACGCCCACGCUCAACCAGCUGCUGCAGUCAUCGAAUCCGGCAACACGUUAUCAGAACAAUUACGGCAACGAGUAUCCCAAACCUGAUGGUUCUCAACCACCACCGGUUCAAAACCAACAACAGCAACAUUACAACCAAAAUUGGCCACCACCAAGACACAACAUGCCACCUUUUCCUCCUCAACAUGGCAUGCCUUAUAGAAAUAUGCCACCAUCGGCGAAUCCCAGAGGACCUACCCCUCCACCAUCGCCUGGCCACCAGACUCAUUAUCCACCACCACCGUCUUCGCCCACCGGAUACCAGCAGCACCAUCGGGUACCGCCUCUACAUCAUCAGUAUCCGCCGGGGCCACCGUCUCAGCAGCAGCAAUCGCAGCAGCCGCCGCCACAUCAACAGGUACCUUAUGGCAGCUACCCGAACCAGCAGCCGCCGGUUGAUCGCCAGCAGCAGCAACAGCAACCGCAGCAGCAGCAACAACCGCAGCAGCAGCCCCAACUUCCUCCACAACCGCCCCAACAACCUCACGCCGUUCUGGGACAGACGACGUCGUCGCCGGCGUCGGCGAGCCCACCCGCUUUGCCACCCGUGCCGCAGGGUCAAAAUGCCCAGCAACACUCGUCGCCGACGCCGCCGCCACAGCCUCAGCAGCAGCCACCUCACCAGUCACCGCCGCAGGUUCAUCCGGAUUUGACAAGUCAAAAUAGUAAUGACAGCAAUUGUGGUGCUGGUACUGGCAAUGGUGGCACUCCUUUGCGGCCAUCACCGUCUCCAACAGGAUCUACUGGUUCGCGUUCCAUGUCGCCUGCUGUCACAGCACCACCAGGUGGUGGACCGCCUCAACAACAACAACAACAACAGCAACAGCAACAGCAACAACAACAGCAACAGCAACAGAACAUUCCAAUGCCGCCUAGGCCACCAAGCAGCCAACAGCAGCCUGACCAAGGGCAAGCUACUCAAAAUAAUAGAAUGAGUCAUUCGCCUAUGGGGCCACAACAAGGAUAUCAACAACAACCAUCCCCACAACCACCAGGUGGAAUGCCUCAUAUGACAGGUCCUUCAUCUGGAGCACCAGGAAAUCCGUAUAAAAUGCCUGGACCUAAUCCUUAUGGCCCCCCUCCACCUGUAUCUUCACAUAGUGGUUAUCCUGCACAACAACCAGCUCCGCCUAUGGGAUCAUAUCCUCAACAACCGCCUGGUAAUUAUGGUGCUAGACCUCCUGGUUUACCUUAUCAAGGGUAUCCACCACCUAAUAGUAAUGGUCCUCCACAACAAUACUCUCCUAGAGGUAUGCCGAUGCAUCAUGGCCCGCCUCAUCAAUUUCCUCCUUAUCAAGGAUGGCCUGGUAGUGGUCCACCACAAGCACCACCUCCAUUAAAUAAUAGUCACCAUAGUGGUCCUAUUCAACCACCUACACCUACCAAAGUACCUCCCCCAUCAUCUUCCCCACAGCAGCAGCAGCAGCAACAGCAGCAACAGCAACAACAACAACAGCAACAGCAACAACAACAAUCACCACAAUCACAGUCUCAGCAACACCAACAACCACCAAUUCAGCACCCUCCCCCUGCACAAUCCCCAUUACACCAUCACCAUCCUCAUCACCCACCUCCUCCAGGACCCCACAUGCAUCCACAUGCUCAUCAAAUGCAUCCAAUGCAGCAAGGCGCUUCUCCUGGACCACCGCCACCUGUCUCACCUGGUCCCAGGCCUCAUACACCACCUCAUCCCCACUACCUCAAGCAACACUUACAGCAACAACACAAAGGUCCUGGAGGCUAUCAGACAUCAGGCCCAAUCCCACCUAAUUCUGGGCCAGGAAAUUAUUUAAAUUCAAUGCCUCCUCAUAGUAUGGGUCCACCAGCACCAGUUCAAUCUAAUACUGGUCCUCCAAUGGCACCACCAAAUCCUUCGAUGAUGUCAGUUGAUCAUGAAGUUUCACAACAACAGCAAAGUCUUAGUGGUGUUGUAACUUCUGUCGUUACCACAGGACCUGAUGGUACUGCUAUAGAUGAUGCAAGUCAGCAAUCAACUCUAUCAAAUGCCUCUGCAGCUUCUGGUGAUGACUCAAAUUGUACUACACCUAAAAGAAAAGAAAACAUGAGUGGUAGCAUAAUGUACCAACAAGGAAUGGGUGGUAUAAUGGGACCACCAUGUUCACCUGCCCAUGAUGAGUAUUCAAAUCCAGAUCCAAUGGCACCUGCUUGGCCCAGAGGACCUCCAUCACAUAACCCAGUAUUUAAUAGCCACAUAGCUCCUCAAAAUGAACAUGUAUAUCGACCAAAGAAACAUGACAGCUUGAGUAAAUUGUAUGAAAUGGAUGAUAAUCCAGAACGACGCAUUUGGUUGGAUAAAUUGCUACAUUUUAUGGAAGAAAGAGGAUCACCAAUCUCUACAUGUCCUACUAUCUCCAAAAACCCUCUUGAUUUGUUCCGAUUGUAUAUAUAUGUUAAAGAGCGAGGGGGUUUUAUGGAGGUAUGCAAGGUAACAAAAAAUAAAAUAUGGAAGGAUGUAGCUGGUUUGUUGGGUAUUGGUGCAUCUUCAAGUGCGGCUUACACUCUAAGAAAACACUACACUAAAAAUUUGUUACCAUAUGAAUGUCACUUUGAUCGUGGUGGCAUAGAUCCUGUACCUAUAAUCAAUCAAGUAGAAUCUUCCUCGAAGAAAAAAAGUUCUAAAGCAACAUCUGUGCCUUCUCCUGGUUCUGCAGGAUCUAAUUCACAAGACUCUUUACCAUCUGCACCAACUGCUCCAGGACCAGGUCAUGUAGAUGGGUACCCAGGAUAUGGAGGUUAUAGUGGGCCACAAGAUUAUAAUUCACCUCAAAGACCUCCACACCCACCCCAUGGAACACAAGGAAGUUACCAAGGACAAGGUGGAUACAAUCAGCAGUAUCCAGGUGGUAAUGAACAGUAUGGACAACAUUAUCCACCAGCUAGUACUCCGGUUGGUUACCCGAGUGGUCCAGUGAGACCACCUUUAUAUCCACCUUAUUCAAAUGAUGCUGACAGAAAUUAUGGUGGUUCAGUUCCUCCUCCACAAGGCCCACCAAAUACUCCUCAGGGACCCGGGAAUGGUCAAGACCCAUAUGGACGUGGACCAGUUCCACCACCAUCUGGCUACCAACAACCUCCCAGGUUUCCUGGACCCCCGCCUCCACAGAAUUCUUCACCUGCUACAGUAAACCAAACACAAGGGGGAUCAGUUUCUACCCCUGGCUAUCCACCGGGUCAACAACCUCAACCAGAUUAUUAUCGACAAGAACCUCCUGCAAGUCCAGGAUAUCCACCUACUAGUGCUCCGGGUACUUAUCCAGGAAAAGGAAUGCCACCACCACAGCCACGUCGUCAUCCUGAUUUUGCUAAAGAUCAACAAGCUGGUCCUCCUCAGCCAGCUGGUUAUCCUGGUUAUGGUCCUCAGCAACGACCUAUGUAUCCAGGUCCAGGAUGGACAGGUACACCAAAUGCUGCCUCUAAUCAAUAUCCACGACCUGGGUAUCCACCGGGAUCUCAACCACCACAGAAUUGGUCACAGGGUCCACCACGUUCUAUGCCUCCAUCACAUCCAGGACAACCACCUCAGUGGGAACAACAUAGAUAUCCACCACAAGGACAACCUUAUGGUGCACAACAAAAUCAUUGGGGUCCAAUGGCGCAAGCACAAAUGAGAAUGCCAAGACAUGGAUAUCGUCCUGAUGGAAGUAAACCGUAUGGACCACAUGGUCCAAUGGCUCCACCACCACAUAUGAAGCCUGGAAUGCCAGGGCAACCAAUAUUCCAAGGCAGUAGCUUAAUGAAGCGAGAAGUUAUUUUCCCUCCUGAUAGUAUAGAAGCUGUAACACCAAUCCUUUACAAACGACGUCGAAUGAUGCGACAUGAUGUUGCACCCGUGGAUGCAUGGCGAUUGAUGAUGUCUUUACGUUCAGGUCUUUUAGCUGAGUCUACUUGGGCCUUGGAUGUGCUCAAUAUAUUAUUGUUUGAUGAUGUGUCUAUACCCUUUUUUGGACUAACACACAUGCCUGGAUUAUUAGAUGUACUCUUAGAACAUUUUCGGCAGUCAUUAGUUGAUAUGCUAGAAACAGAUAUCAAAUCGUAUUGUUGGUAUGAAAAGUCUAAAGUGAUAGAAGAUAUACCAGAUGUUGGUGCUGUAGAUAAUGUAAAUCCAAAUGAAAAAGCAUAUUUCCCUGAUCCUACCUUCCCUAAUCAACGACCAAUUAAGAGUUCCGCAAUUAUUGAUGGAUCUAAAGAAUUAUUUAUAAAAAAUGGCAAGAGAUCAUGGGAUGUGAUUGAUAAUUAUGACAUGGGAUAUAACAUUGCUGAAACAGAUACAAGUUUCCUUGUGCCUUGUUUUCGUUCAGAGUUUGGUCUUGUGCCAUUUGUCAAACUAUUAAAGAGUGAAAAACCUAAAGCAGAAAUAUUAGAUGAUAAGGCAUGUAUAAAAAAAGAAUUAGAUGAUAAGGAGUUAGUACAAAACAGUAUUGACAAUAUUGUAAAUAUAAAAAAUAUUAAUGUGCGUGAUCCAAUGGGUGUACUGAAGCGUAAGAGCAUAACAGACUACGAAGAUGAAAGUUAUUCUAAAGAUGAGUCAAGCUUGUCAUUAAUUAGCGAAAGCCAAGAUUCCAUCGGUAAACGGUGUGUGUGCAUAUCGAACAUCUUACGAAAUCUUUCAUUUGUUCCUGGUAAUGAAUUAGAGUUUGCAAAAAGUGGCCCAUUUCUUGGUUUGGUUGGCAAACUGUUAUUAACUCACCACGAACAUCCGCUACGCUCAUCUAAAACUAGGAAUUAUGAUAAAGCUGACGAUGACACGGAAUCUUUAUUCAAUUGCACUACAACAACAGAUGCCGAUACAAUUGAACCAGGCAAUGACGCCAAGUGGUGGUGGGAUUAUUUAGACGUUGUCAGGGAAAACUUGCUAGUUUCUUUGGCCAACAUUGCUGGUUACGUUGAUUUGAGCACGUUCAAUGAAGAUAUUUCUCGUCCUAUUUUGGAUGGUUUGCUACAUUGGGCUAUAUGUCCAGCAGCUGCAGGCCAGGAUCCGUUUCCUUCAGCACCGCUCUCACCUCAGCGAUUAGCAUUAGAAUGUCUGUGCAAGUUGUGUGUUACCGAUAAUAAUGUAGAUCUGGUCAUCGCUACUCCACCUUACUCAAGACUAGAAAAAUUGGCCAAUGUCCUCACCCGGUUAUUAUGCAGGACUGAAGAACAAGUACUCAGGGAAUUUGCAGUAAAUUUGUUACACUACUUAGCGGCUGCAGACAGUGGUAUGGCACGUACGAUAGCGCUUCAAAGCCCAUGUGUUUCAUUACUGGUAGCAUUUAUUGAACAGACUGAACAGAAUGCUCUGAGUGUGGUUAACACUCAUGGGCUGAAUGCACUCCGCGAUAAUCCCGAUUCAAUGGGAACUAGCUUAGACAUGUUGAGGAGAGCAGCGCGCAUAUUGUUGCUGUUAUCUAGACAUCCAGACAACAGACCUUUGUUCUUGCAACAAGAGCAGAGGUUACUGUCGUUAGUCAUGAGCCAAAUACUCGACCAGCAAGUGGCGGCUCUCAUAUCGCGAGUCCUAUUCCAAUGUUCCAGAAAUACGCCGUCUCCUCUCGCCCAAUAACGAUACCAAUGCAAUUUUUAUUCUUCCAGAUUUAUUCUUUUAUUUAAAGUUGUAUAACGGUUUUUUUUAACACUUACUGAAAAUUAAUUUUGUUUAUGUUUAUUUAUUUAUAAUUGAAUUGAUUAAAAUAGUUAACUAUUUUACGCAAACAAAUUUCGGGAAUCUUUUGUUUUGAAUCAGUUGGACAAAAACAAAAAAAACUAAGAAAUUUAAAUAUUAUAUAUAUAUAAAAAUUAAAAUCCUUAGACAAAUCAAACAAAGAGACUGACCGUGUGAUUGUUUUUAGAAUUUUUUUCAAGCUAAUCAAUAAUGUUAAUUCCUUUAUUAUUGAGGUUUUGUUAAUAUUUAUAUUAUAGCCUAUAAAUAGUUUACAUUUUCCGCAUUAAACAUUGUGUAUAGUGAACACUUUUCUUUUUUUUAUGUAUAUAAUGUCCCAAAUAAAUUUUUGUGGGGGUUAUUAUAAAUUAGUCAAAACUGAUACUUAAAAAAUGUAACAUUGAUUUUUAUUUAUUUUUUUUUUAAUAUUUCAAAAAAAUAUUUUAUACUUUGUAUUGUACUGUAUAUAAUAAAAUGUGUCUAUAGAAAAUAAUAAUAUUAAUAAUGAUAAUGUUGUAAGUGCGUUUAUUUUUAUUUAUUUUUUAAUUUAUCUCAACCUGAAAAUAAUAAUGUUAAAUUGCCUCAAAAUGAAUUGUAAGUAGACUAUAUUAAUUAAUAAUGUAAUAUAAAAUAUGUUAUUUCAAUAAUAAUAAUAAUUAUUAUUUUAAUAUAUAUGAUAUAUAUAAUUUUUUUUUUACAAAAGAAACAAAUUUUGUUUUACCUAGAUUAUGAUAUAUUUAUAAAAAAAAAAUUAGUGUUUAUUGGAACUGAAUGGACACGUUGUAAAUAUUAUCGCGCGUGAAUAUUAUUGUCAUGUACAGUUAAGUAUUUUUCUUUUUGUACAAAAUCGAAGACUACAUAAAACAAGUCGUAUAUUUGUAGAUGUCAGGCAUGAAUUAAGUGAAAAAUAAAUGGUUGACAUUAUUUAAAAAA